Ostrea edulis (European flat oyster) is the source of this 912-nucleotide messenger RNA. RefSeq lists its product as uncharacterized. Bases 1 to 912 code for a protein of 303 amino acids. Gene Ontology annotation, biological process: DNA integration. Gene Ontology annotation, molecular function: nucleic acid binding. The transcript has a single exon. Lineage: Eukaryota; Metazoa; Mollusca; Bivalvia; Ostreida; Ostreidae. The record is from RefSeq and is a predicted model, not a curated record.
AUGGAUUACUUUUCUCGGUAUUUGGAGAUUGCCUACCUGGACAAUAUCACAAGUAAUCACGUAGUUGGCAAAUUAAAGAAUAUGUUUGCCAGAUGGGGCAUACCCGAGGAACUUGUUAGUGAUAACGGUGGACAGUUCAGUUCGAAAUCAUUCAGACAGUUUUCGAUUGAUUAUGGAUUUCAUCAUACAUUCUCCAGUCCUCAUUAUCCUCAAGCAAAUGGAGAGGCAGAGAGUGCGGUUAAAGUAGCCAAACGAAUACUCAAACAGCCGGAUGUAUUUCUAGCCCUAAUGGCUUACCACAGUACCCCCGUACAUGCGACAGGUACUAGUCCAUCUGAACUCAUCAUGGGACGUAAAAUCAGAACGACCGUUCCGAUUUGUUCUGACCAACUAGAGCCUGGAUGGCCGGACCUAGGAAAAGUUAGGGAAAAGGACAGACAAUCCAAACACAGGAUGCGUGUAAACUUCAAUCGUAUGCAUGGAGCUCGCACUUUAAAACCACUUUACGUAGGUGACCGUGUUAGGGUGAAAACUGAUAAAGAAAAGUCUUGGGAUGAGGCAGGAAUCGUCACAUCUGCUGAUUACGCGAACCGCUCAUACUUUGUGAAAACUCUCAGUGGAGACCUCAGGAGAAAUCGUAAGCACUUGCUUCAUGUCAAUGAUGAAAUGCAAGAUUCAUCUGUGCCAAGUGAUUUUCAGUGUUCUUUCGCUAUGGAACCGGAACCGGAAAUUCCGAUGGGGAACCAGAAUUCAGAGGAAUCGCUGUGUACCGAAACAACCACACCACUUACCAAUGAAACUCCGAGUGUACUUGUUACGAACAUUCCACAGAGUAGCACUCCACCAGCUACCGUAAGGCGUAGUGGUCGCGAAAUAAAACGCCCCAAAUACCUAAGUGACUAUUUGCUGUGA